GCUUUCCUGAUACCUGUUGCAGGUGGCGGUCGGAUAGCAGGCAGUUGCAAACAAGCUAUUUCAAAGGAUCUGUUGUUUUGUCCACCAGUGGAAUAAACAUGAAUUCUAUGAUUUCCAGGGACUCACAGAUAAAGAUGAUGGAGUCCUCCGUGACCAACACGGAGAAGUACAUGGGCCAGUUCUGCGCCAUACUGGCCGCCUACACCAGGAAGACGGCCAGGCUGAGGGACAAGGCUGACCUGCUGGUCCAGCAGCUCAGCGACUUCGCCAACACGGAGGAGCAGGAGCUGCGGGCCUGUCUGAAGAACCUGGCCGAGGACCUGGCCAUGGUGCAGGACUACCGGCAAGCCGAGGUGGAGAGGUUAGAAAUGAGAGUUGUCACUCCUCUCAAAGCCUAUGGGGACAUCAUCAAAAACAAGCGCGCAGAUAUAAAGAAAUUCAAUUCUGAACGCAACCGCGAGCUGAAGGAGGUGCAAAAAUUGGACAGGAUUCGGCUGAAGAACCCAUCGGAUAGGCAGGGCAUUUCUCAGGCCGAAUCAAACGCCCUGAAAGCUUCCACUAACAUGAGCCGGAGCACUCGACAGCUCGAGGAGACAAUGAUCGAAUUCCAGAGGCAGAAAUUAGAGGAUGUCAAGGGAAUCUUUUCAGACUUCUUAACUGUUGAGAUGCUUUUCCAUGCGAAGGCCCUGGAGGUUUACUCAAGUACUUUCCAAAGCCUGCAGAGCCUGGACAUAGAAAAAGACUUGGAGAUGUUCUCAAAACGAUUCCAGAUGUAUGACAACUCCGUGGACAAUCAAACGCUCCAGAGUGUGCGUUUCACAUCCUCAAUGCCCCGUUACCCCAGCCCUACCCCCUCCUCUCUGAGACCGACAGCAGAUUACCCCAGGAAGGCUCGCAGCAGCACCUUACGCAGGCAGCAGGAAGUGGAUGAGGAGGAGGAGGAGGAGGAUGAAGAAGAGUAUGAAUCGGAGGAAGACGAGGAAGAGCGUGAACUGAGGAGCACGAGGGAGUCCUACGCUUCUGAGUACGUCAGAGCCCGGCGGCUGCAGAAGUGACUGGCAGUCUCUGUGGGUGACAGACGCACACCUCACAUGCCCUCUGCAGUCAGAACAGACAGGAGGGAAUGAGGGAAGAUAUCAGGACAGGAAAGCAGUUUGAAGCUUUGUGCCUUUCAUCAUGCUGCCUCAAAGUAGAUCUAAAAGCAAUUCUAAAAUGUAUAAACAUUGAGCAGUGUCAAGCGUCUUGAUGCAAUGUCAGUCCAUCAGAGUCAGCAAGAUGUGGAAUGAGCUUAUUUCCCAGUGCUUAAUUGAUACUUGUUCUAA
Messenger RNA from Anguilla anguilla (European eel), 1322 nucleotides. Its product is annotated as CBY1-interacting BAR domain-containing protein 2-like. NCBI's taxonomy places the organism in Eukaryota, Metazoa, Chordata, Actinopteri, Anguilliformes, Anguillidae. The transcript has 9 exons. The record is from RefSeq and is a predicted model, not a curated record. The coding region runs from base 99 to 1055 and encodes 318 amino acids. Gene Ontology annotation, cellular component: ciliary transition zone; ciliary basal body. Gene Ontology annotation, biological process: cilium assembly.